Eleginops maclovinus (Patagonian blennie) is the source of this 2992-nucleotide messenger RNA. RefSeq lists its product as uncharacterized. The record is from RefSeq and is a predicted model, not a curated record. Lineage: Eukaryota; Metazoa; Chordata; Actinopteri; Perciformes; Eleginopidae. The coding region runs from base 2275 to 2904 and encodes 209 amino acids. The transcript has 2 exons. Gene Ontology annotation, molecular function: methyltransferase activity; 2-oxoglutarate-dependent dioxygenase activity.
UCUGCAGCUUGACGACACAUGCCGACGGAUCUCAGCUUUGUUCUAUUUCUGCUGCAGGACAUCAUGUCACACACACAACAUGAGUCACUUUACAAUUAUUAAUUAUUACGACUCUUUAAAAAAUGUUUUUGUGACAAGAGAGGCUCCGUACAAGGUACAGAACUACACAUUCACAAACAAUUUCACUCAAAACUGACUGUGUUUACUCACAGGAGAGAUGAAACCACGACCCAAGAAGGUCAUAGGAACGGUGAUGAAAAACCAAGAAGCCAAGACGGACAACCAAAAACCUGCCUACAACUUCUUUGUCAGAUUUUCUGAGUUGACUGGAGUGGCCGACUAUCUCUUACUCAAGAGAGGCGCUCCUCUCCCUCCGGGGCCGAGUUGCAGCGCCACCGAGGGAUUUACCAGCUGUUAUACGCAGACACAGACGGGGGACACGCGCUGGAGCCCGCGUGAGGCAAAAGAGGGCAAAUAAUAGGAGGAGAUUUAAACCUUAUUUGCCCUCCGAAAUCAUGGGGAACCUCAGGUCGCUGGGAAACAAGACGGACAAACUCGCAGCACCUGUUCCGGGAGUCUGGUUUGCUGUGCUUUACGGAGACAUGGCUUAACGGGGAAACACCAGACUGUCUGGUGGAGCCGGACGGCUUCACUGUGGUUCGAGCAGACAGAAACAAGCAGAGAGGCGGAGGACUGGCCGUCUUUAUUCACACACGAUGGUGUAACCCAGGAACCGGAUCGGUAAAGGACAGUAUUAGUACUCCGGACAUUGAGCUGUUGGCGCUGAGUUUGAGGCCGUACUGUUUACCUCGGGAGUUCUCACACGCCAUCGCUGUUGUUGUUUACAUCCCACCAAGUGCUGCAGCGUCGCAGGCCAAUGAUGUCCUCCACUCCUCCACGCGGGGGUACAGACGGGCACCCCAGUGCAUUUAUGUAAAAGUCUCCAAAAGUCUUUCAAACUUCACCCAGUGUGUGACCGGUGGCACUAGGAACAGUAAGACACUGGACCUGCUGUAUGCCAAUGUUAAGGAGGCAUACAGCUCCACCAUCCUCCCCCCCCUUGGCAGUUCAGACCACAACCUGAUCAGGCUUGUUCCCAAAUACAAGCCCCUUGUCAGGAGACAGCCUACCACCAUCCGGACUGUACAGCAGUGGUCUGGUGGGGUCGAGGAGGAGUUGAGGGAGUGCUACAGGACAACAGACUGGGACAUGUUUCAGAGAGUUCAUGGGGAGGACAUUAAUGGACUCUCACAGAGCAUCACGGACUACAUCAGUUUCUGUGAGGAGAGCAUUGUACCCACCAAAAAGGUUUGAUGCUUCCCAAACAAUAAACCCUGAUCAACGGGGACAUUACAACCUGCUGAACAAGAAAAAAACGCUUUCAUGGCAAGAGACGCUGAGGGGGCUCAAGCUGUACGGAAGCAGCUGAAGAAAGAGCUAAAGGCAGCCAAGGAGAACUACAAAGCCAGACUGGAGGGACGUCUGGAGGCCCACAGCUCAAGAGAGGUGUGGGGAGGGGUGAGGAACAUCACAGGCUCCAAACAGUCAAACACGGCUAUGGAAGGGACCCCUGAAGGUGGGAAUGAGCUGAACCUGUUCUUCAACAGGUUUGAUCUUCCCAUCUCCAGCUCAACAGGGCAGCAGGGGUUCUCUGGCACCAUUUCCCACCUCCUUUACUUCUUCUCCAAACAUACCCGACACCACUCCACAGGGGACAGCAGCCUCUCCCCAUCCAACCGCACUCUUGGGUGACACUUCCAGCAGCUUCACACCUCCGAUAAUCACCACCGGACAGGUCAGGGAUCAGCUCUCGAAGAUCAAUGUGAGAAAGGCCAGGGGGCCAUACAACACCAACCCCAGGUGCUCAAGGUGUGCUCCGGACAGUCAGCAGGAGCUUUCAGCACCUCUUCAGUCUCUCUCUGGAGCUGAUGAAAGGGCCUGAGAUCUGGAAGACUUCCUGCAUUGUCCCGGUGCCCAAGAAAACACGCCCCAGCACUCCAGGAGACUACAGGCCUGUUGCUCUGACCCCUCCUGUCAUGAAGAUCUUUGAGAGACUGAUCCUGCAGCAUCUCAAACCCCUCGUGUGUGACUCCCUGUACCCUCUACAGUUUGCCUACCACGCCCACAUCGGUGUAGAGGAGGCCCUCUCUACAUGCUGCACAGAGCCAACUCACACCUGGAGAAGCCGCACAGCUCACUAAGAACCCUGUUGUUCCACUUCUCCAGCGCCUUCAACACCAUCCAGCCACACCUGCCCUCUGAGAAGCUGUCCUGAUGCAGGUGGAUCACAGCUUGGUGGCCUGGAUCACUGACUACCUCACCAGCAGACCUCAGUAUGUCAGACUGCAGGGCAGCGGGUCUGAUGUGAGCAACACUGGAGCCCCCAGAGGAACUGCGCUGUCACUCUUCCUGUUCACCCUCUACACCUCUGACCUCUGCUUCCACUCCGGCUCAUGCCACCUACAGAAGUUCUCCGAUGACUCCUCCAUCGUCAGCUGCAUCACAGAUGACAACGAGGAGGAGUACAGGGCCCUGGUGGAGAACUUCGUAGGCUGGAGUGACAACAACCACCUCCAGCUCAACAUCAGCAGGGCUAAGGAGCUGGAGGUGGACUUCAGGAGGAGCACGAAGAGGUCUCUAACCCCCAUCACCAUCAGGGGGGAGGAGGUGGAGGUGGUGAACAGCUACAAGUUCCUGGGAGUGCACCUGAACAGUAAACUGGACUGGAGAGACAACACUGAUGCUCUCUGCAGGAAGGGACAGAGCAAGCUGUUCCUCCUGAGGGGGCUCAGGUCCUUCAGCGUGUGCACGAGGCUGCUGCAGACGCUCUACCGGUCUGUGAGGGCCAGUGUGCUCUUCUUUGUGCUGGGGGGGACACCAACCAAAGGGAUGCUGACAGGCUGAACAAGCUGGUGAGGAAGGCUAGCUCUGUAGUUGGAGUUAAACUGGACAAUCUGGAGGAGGUGGCUGAGGGGAGGAUGAGGAGGAACCU